Molecule: messenger RNA, 811 nt
Organism: Rana temporaria (common frog)
Lineage: Eukaryota; Metazoa; Chordata; Amphibia; Anura; Ranidae
Product: anterior gradient protein 2-A-like
Exons: 8
Coding region: 117-629 (170 amino acids)
Cellular component (GO): endoplasmic reticulum
Molecular function (GO): dystroglycan binding
Source: RefSeq, a predicted model, not a curated record
UGAGGGGGCGGGGCCCAGGUGAGCACAGGUGUAUAUAAAGCCCAGGUACACGGCUACAAGUCAUCCACUCAAAGCUUCUGAAAAGCGAUCUCUGACUCUGGAGAGAAGCACCCAUCAUGGAUUCCAUUGUGAAGUCAGUAUUUAUUUUACUUGUGGCUACCUCAUUGUCUCUGGCCAAAGAUGCCUCUCCAAAAGACAAAUCCACCGUAAAGCAGGUUCGGCCUCAAACGUUAUCCAGAGGGUGGGGUGAUCAACUGGAAUGGGUGCAGACCUAUGAGGAAGCCUUAUUCAAAGCCAAGGCAGGAAACAAGCCUUUGAUGUUGAUUAACCACAGAGAAGACUGUCCACAUUCACAAUCCCUGAAGAAAGCAUUCGCUGAACACAAAGGAAUCCAGAAAAUAGCUGAAGAAUUCAUCCUCAUCAAUGUCAUGUUCGACCCAACCGACAAAAACCUUAUCCUGGAUGGACAGUACGUGCCAAAGAUUGUAUUUGUUGAUCCCUCCCUUGUGGUCAGAGCUGAUAUUCCCGGGAAAUAUUCCAACCACCGCUACACCUACGAGCCUGAAGACAUCGAACUGCUUUUUGAGAACAUGAAGAAGGCCAAGAUCCUCCUGAAGACCGAGCUGUAGAGACCUCUCCUCUACAUUUUAUAGAUCGAUUAAAUGUUCUUACUAUGAAUGUGUCAGUAAUAAUGUAUUUAAUUUCACAGCCAACCUGAUUUUGUGACUUGGGAUGGGAGAAUAUUGUUUUUCAACUGUGUUCAUGUUUUCCUAAACUUUUUUUUAAAAUAAAUCACCCCGGGUUAUUUAAG